Pelmatolapia mariae (spotted tilapia) is the source of this 3735-nucleotide messenger RNA. Its product is annotated as NACHT, LRR and PYD domains-containing protein 3-like. The transcript is spliced from 9 exons. Gene Ontology annotation, biological process: intracellular signal transduction. Gene Ontology annotation, molecular function: protein binding. Lineage: Eukaryota; Metazoa; Chordata; Actinopteri; Cichliformes; Cichlidae. Bases 1 to 3735 code for a protein of 1244 amino acids. The record is from RefSeq and is a predicted model, not a curated record.
AUGAGAGAGGUGUGGAGGGGCAUGAAGACAAUCACUGGAUUCAGGCCAACCAACAGCAGGGGAGCUGAGGGAGGUGAGGAUAGAGCUAACGAGUUUAAUCUGUUUUUCAAUAGAUUCGACACCACAGUGUCUGCUCACACCCCCACAACCUCACCUGUAGUCAGCCUGGAACCCAGAGCCACACCACUGUGCCAGCCUCUCUCUUCACAUGGUGCUGUUGCCUCCUGUGAGAUUCCUGACACCCCUCCCCCACCCAUCACCUUCACUCAAUACCAGGUUGAGAUGCAAAUGAGGAGACUUCACUCAGGCAAGUCUGCUGGACCAGACGGAGUGAGUCCUCUCGUCCUCAAGACCUGUGCCCCCCAGCUGUGUGGAGUCUUUCAUAAACUGUUUAUGCUGAGUCUGCAGAGGGAUUACAGGCCCGUGGCACUGACCUCCCACAUCAUGAAGACCCUGGAAAGGCUCAUUCUGGACCAGCUGCGAACCAUAGUAAGACCACAUCUGGAUCCCCUGCAAUUUGCCUAUCAGCCUCGUCUCGGAACUGAGGACGCCAUCAUCUACCUGCUCGAUCGUGUCUAUACCCAUCUGGACCAGCCAGCGAGCACUAUAAAAAAGACAGACGGGACUUUAAAGGAAUGGCUGUGGGAAACUCUGGAGACUUUGGGAACUGAGGAGCUGAAAAACUUCAAGUGGUGUCUGCAAAAUGUUACUGAGUCAAAGGAUGGCUUCAAGCCAAUCAAAAAGAGUCGACUGGAGAGCGCAGACAGACUGGACACAGUGGACCUGAUGGUGCAUAUGUACGAUACAAAGACUGCAGAGGUGACAAAGAAGAUUUUAAAGAAGAUCAAAAGGAAUGAAGAUGCUUUUGUUCAGUGUCAAUGCAAAAUAAAGUCCAAACUAAAGAAGAAGUUCCAGUGUGUGUUUGAGGGGAUCGCUAAAGCAGGAAACCCAACAUUUCUUAAUCAGAUCUACACAGAGCUCUACAUCACAGAACAAAAGACUGCAAAGGUUAAUGAUGAACAUGAAGUCAGACAGAUUGAAACAGCAUCCCAGAAAAUGCACAGAUCAGAAACAGCAAUAAGAUUAGAAGAUAUCUUCAAAGGCUCCACUGGAAGAGAUGAACCAAUCAGAACAGUGCUGACAAAGGGAGUGGCUGGCAUUGGGAAAACUGUCUUAACACAAAAAUUCACUCUGGACUGGGCUGAAGACAAAACCAACCAGAACAUUGAAUUCACAUUUCCAUUCACUUUCAAAGAACUCAAUGUGUUGAAGGAGAAAAAGUUCAGCUUGGUAGAACUUGUGCAUCGUUUCUUUACUGAAACCAAAAAAGCAGGAAUCUGCAGCUUUGAAGACUUCCAGGUUGUGUUCAUCUUAGACGGUCUUGACGAGUGUCGACUUCCUUUGGACUUCCACAACACUGAGAUCUUUACUGAUGUUACAGAGUCGACCUCAGUGGAUGUGCUGCUGACAAACCUCAUCAGGGGACAUCUGUUUCCCUCUGCUCGCCUCUGGAUAACCACAAGACCUGCAGCAGCCAAUCAGAUCCCUCCUGAAUGUGUUAGUAUGAUGACAGAGGUCAGAGGGUUCACUGACCAACAGAAAGAGGAGUACUUUAAGAAGAGAUUCAGAGAUGAGGAGCAGGCCAGCAGGAUCAUCUCCAACAUCAAGUCAUCACGAAGCCUCCACAUCAUGUGUCACAUCCCAAUCUUCUGCUGGAUCACUGCUACAGUUCUGGAGGAUGUGCUGAGAACCAGAGAGGGAGAAGAGCUGCCCAAGACCCUGACUGAGAUGUACAUCCACUUCCUGGUGGUUCAGGCCAAAGUGAAAAAGGUCAAGUAUGAUGGAGGAGCUGAGACAGAUCCACACUGGAGUCCAGAGAGCAGGAAGAUGAUUGAGUCUCUGGGAAAACUGGCUUUUGAUCAGCUGCAGAAAGGAAACCUGAUCUUCUAUGAAUCAGACCUGACAGAGUGUGGCAUCAAUAUCAGAGCAGCCUCAGUGUACUCAGGAGUGUUCACACAGAUCUUUAAAGAGGAGAGAGGACUGUACCAGGACAAGGUGUUCUGCUUUAUCCAUCUGAGUGUUCAGGAGUUUCUGGCUGCUCUUCAUGUCCAUCUGACAUUUAUCAACUUUGAAGUGAAUCUGCUGGUAAAAGAAGAAAUCUUAUUUACAAACUUCUACCAAUGUGCUGUGGACGAGGCCUUACAGAGUCCAAACGGACACCUGGACUUAUUUCUCCGCUUUCUGCUGGGUCUGUCACUGGUAACCAAUCAGAUUCUACUCAGAGGCCUUGUGACUGAUUCAGAAAGUAUCUCAAAAGCAAGUAAACAAACAGUCCGGUACAUUGAGAACAAGCUCUGUGAGAAUCUGCCUACAGAGAAAACUAUCAAUCUCUUUCACUGUCUGAAUGAACUGAAUGAUUGUUCUCUAGUAGAGACAAUCCAGUGGAACCUGAGUUUAGGGCGUCUCUACACAGACGAACUGUCUCCUGACGAGUGGUCAGCCGUGGUCUUCAUCUUACUGUCAUCAGAAAAGGAUCUGGAUGUUUUUGAGCUGAAGAAAUAUGAUGUUUCAGAAAGGGCUCUUCUGAGGCUGCUACCAGUCGUCAAAGACUCCAAGAAAGCUGUACUAAGUGGCUGUAACCUUUCACAGAGAAGCUGUGAAGCUCUGUCCUCAGUUUUAAACUGUGACUCAUCUCAUCUGAGGAAGCUGGAUCUGAGUAACAACAAUGUGCAAGAUUCUGGUGUGAAGAUACUGUCUGCUGGAUUGAAGAGUUCAUACUGCAGACUGGAUUCACUCAGACUCUGUGACUGCAAACUCUCACAGAGAAGCUGUGACGUUCUGUCCUCAGUUCUCAUCUCACAGACUUCUAGCCUGAGGGAGCUGGACCUGAACCACAAUGAUCUGCAAGAUUCAGGAGUGAAGAUGCUAUCUGCUGCACUGAAGAGGACACAGUGCAAACUGGAAAUGCUCAGGCUGUCAGGGUGUAUGAUUACAAGUGAAGGCUGUGUGUCGCUGGCCUCAGCUCUGAGCUCCAACCCCUCUUAUCUGAAAGAGCUGGAUCUGAGCUACAAUCAUCCAGGAGACUCAGGAGUGAAGCUGCUGUCAGCUAGACUGAAUGAUCCACACUGGAGAAUGGACACGCUCAGGUUGGAGCCUGCUGGAGUUCAGUGGUUGAGACCAGGUCUGAGAAAGUAUGCAUGUGAACUCACGCUGGACUCAAACACAGCAAACAGAAAACUCAAGCUCACUGACAACAGCAGGGAGGUGGUAUAUGAGGGCUAUCAGUCAUAUCCUGACCAUCCAGAUAGGUUCGACAGGUGUCCUCAAAUGCUGUGUAGAAAUAGCCUGACAGGUCGCUGUUACUGGGAGUUCGAAUGGAAAGGAGAUGUUCAGUUAGCUGUGAGUUACAGGGGAAUCAGAAGAAGAGGAGACGGGCUUGAUUGCAGGUUUGGGGAGAAUGAUCAGUCCUGGAGUCUCUUCUGCUUUGAUAAUCGUUUCUCUGUCUGGCACAACAACCGACAUGCUCUCCUCCCAUUUUUUUCUCCCACUGUGUCCUCCUCUGUCUCUAACAGAGUAGGAGUGUUUGUGGACUGUCCUGCUGGCACUCUGUCCUUCUACAAGGUCUGCUCUGACACUCUGAUCCACCUCCACACCUUCAACACCACAUUCACUGAACCUCUUUAUCCAGGAAUAGGGUGUUUUAUUCAUUCCUCUGUGACUCUGUGCGAUCUUUAG